AUGCAGAACGAAUCUGAAAUCUUUUUACCUUCAAGACGAGACAAUCUAAAACAACGACGAAUUCAUCAUGCUCCUUGGUUGUCAUCUUAUUUAUUCAAUCUAUUUGAACAAACAUCUAUCUAUGGUUGUUUUCUAUUCUUAAUUUUUUCAAUUGCCAUAGUUGCUGGUACACUCACAACAUAUGAUGAACAUCAUAAAGCGAGUGUACCGAUAUUAAUUAAUAUAGAGAUAAUAUUAUUUAUCUAUUGUUUAAUUGAAUUUAUUCUACGAAUUUAUGGAUCUGAAUCAAGAAUACGUUAUCAUGGUUUUAAAGGCAAAGUUCGAUUUUUUUAUGAACAUUAUCUUAUUAUUGAUUUUAUUUUAUUAAUUUCAUAUGGGAUUAUAUUUUUAUUAUAUUUUAUUAAAUUUUAUAAUUAUUCAUCAAUUGUUUUUUUACAUGGUCUGCGAUUUCUUCAAUUAUUUCGAUUUAUUCCAUUAGAUCGUUAUAUUAAAUCAAUACCUUUAAUUAGUCUUAUAAUAUGGCAAUAUCGUCGAAUUCUUCUAGUAGCUGUCUAUUCGUGUUUUUUACUUCUUCUACCAACAGCUUAUUUUUUAUGGAUUACAGAACGAUUUAUUGAAACAGAUGGAAAAUUUUUUUUUCAAACAUAUACAGAUUCACUAUGGUUUACUAUCAAUUCAAUGGCUACAAUUGGUUAUGGUGAAACUUGGCCUCGAACAUUUAUUGGUAUUAAUAUAUUUAUAUAUCAUUAUGUGAAUAAUUUUUGUUUUUUAUUCAAAGGUCGUACUCUUACAGCAAGUUUAUGUUGUAUAGGUCUUAUACUUUGGACACUUCCUGCUGGUAUUAUUUCAACUGGUUUGACAUCAAUUGAUGAAAAACGUCGUAAAUCUAAACGUCUUCUUCGACCUGCCGCACGACUAAUACUUGCUUGGUGGCGUUUACAACAUCUCAAAAAUAAAUCUCGAACUACAUUUGGUAAAAAUUAUGCGAAUGAAAAAUGCAAACAAUUUAUUGCUCGUCUUCUCUAUACUCGACUUUGUCGAGAAUUUCGACGUUGUCGAUAUCAUACUAAUGAUGGAUAUGAUGUUCAAAUGAGAAUUGAUAUUGAUCGAAUUUUGCAAUGUUUACAAAUGAUUGAAGAAAAAUUGAAUAAUAUCGAUCAAAAAAUGUUAGAUUGA
Molecule: messenger RNA, 1176 nt
Organism: Rotaria sp. Silwood2
Lineage: Eukaryota; Metazoa; Rotifera; Eurotatoria; Philodinida; Philodinidae
Source: the annotation of a GenBank genome assembly